Messenger RNA from Microtus oregoni (creeping vole), 1129 nucleotides. RefSeq names its product tetratricopeptide repeat protein 39A. NCBI's taxonomy places the organism in Eukaryota, Metazoa, Chordata, Mammalia, Rodentia, Cricetidae. The record is from RefSeq and is a predicted model, not a curated record. The annotation marks the transcript as partial. The transcript is spliced from 13 exons. Gene Ontology annotation, molecular function: protein binding.
UGGCCACAGAACUAAGGAGAGCAUGUACCACUCACUGACGUAUGCCACCAUCCUGGAGAUGCAGGCCAUGAUGACCUUCGACCCCCAGGACAUCCUGCUUGCUGGCAACAUGAUGAAGGAAGCACAGUCGCUGUGUCAGAGGCAUCGGAGGAAGUCUUCUGUGUCGGACUCUUUCAGCAACCUGGUACACCGUCCCACCAUGGACCAGUUCACAGAAGAGGAGAUCCACGCGGAGGUCUGCUAUGCGGAGUGCCUGCUGCAGAGAGCGGCCCUGACCUUCCUGCAGGACGAGAACAUGGUGAGCUUCAUCAAGGGUGGCAUCAAAGUUCGAAACAGCUACCAGACCUACAAGGAGCUGGAUAGCCUCGUCCAGUCCUCGCAAUACUGCAAGGGAGAGAGCCAUAGUCACUUUGAAGGAGGGGUGAAGCUUGGUGUAGGAGCCUUCAACCUGACGCUGUCCAUGCUUCCCACCAGGAUCCUGAGGCUGCUGGAGUUCGUUGGGUUUUCAGGAAACAAGGACUACGGGCUGCUGCAGCUGGAGGAGGGCGCGACAGGGCACAGCUUCCGCGCAGUGCUGUGUGUCAUGCUCCUGCUGUGUUACCACACCUUCCUCACCUUCGUGCUCGGUACUGGAAAUGUCAACAUCGAGGAAGCAGAGAAGCUAUUGAAGCCCUACCUGAACCGAUACCCCAAGGGUGCCAUCUUCCUGUUCUUUGCCGGGCGGAUUGAAGCUAUCAAAGGAAAUAUUGAUGCUGCCAUCCGGCGGUUCGAGGAAUGUUGCGAGGCCCAGCAGCACUGGAAGCAGUUCCACCACAUGUGCUACUGGGAGCUUAUGUGGUGCUUCACCUACAAGGGCCAGUGGAAGAUGGCCUACUUCUACGCCGACCUGCUGAGCAAGGAGAACUCCUGGUCCAAGGCCACCUACAUCUACAUGAAGGCUGCGUACCUCAGCAUGUUUGGGAAGGAAGACUACAAGCCAUUCGGGGAUGACGAGGUGGAGUUAUUCAGGGCUGUGCCAGGCUUGAAGCUCAAGAUUGCUGGGAAAUCUCUACCCACCGAGAAGUUUGCCAUCCGGAAGUCCAGACGCUACCUCUCUCCCAACCCCAUCUCGUUGCCGAUCCCUGCUCUG